Molecule: messenger RNA, 2613 nt
Organism: Anopheles moucheti
Lineage: Eukaryota; Metazoa; Arthropoda; Insecta; Diptera; Culicidae
Gene: rst
Product: irregular chiasm C-roughest protein
Exons: 6
Coding region: 1-2613 (870 amino acids)
Biological process (GO): cell-cell adhesion
Cellular component (GO): cell-cell junction
Molecular function (GO): cell adhesion molecule binding
Source: RefSeq, a predicted model, not a curated record
AUGGCGAAAUCCUCGAUAAUGAGCUUACGAUACGUAGUGCUAGUGUAUGCCACCAUCGCCCUCCUGCUAUCCCGGACAGUACUAACAGCCGCAAAGACGGCUAAUGGCGGAGGAGUGGGUGGUGUGCAAAAGUUUGCCAUGGAACCCCAGGACCAGACGGCCAUUGUGGGCUCGCGGGUGACAUUACCGUGCCGGGUGGAGUCCAAAGUGGGCCAGCUACAGUGGACCAAGGAUGACUUCGGGCUCGGAUGGCAUCGCAACCUGAGCGGAUUCGAUCGGUAUGCGAUGGUCGGGAGCGAUGAGGAGGGCGACUACUCACUCGAAAUCUAUCCCGUGAUGCUGGACGAUGAGGCACGCUACCAGUGCCAGGUGGGCCGAGGAAAGGAUGGUACUCCCGGUAUCCGGUCGAGAUUUGCAACGCUUACAGUAUUAGUUCCACCGGAACCGCCAAAAAUAGUGCAGGGUGACUUCCUGGUCACUACAGAAGACCGUGAGAUUGAGCUAGAGUGUGUAUCGGUGGGCGGUAAGCCAGCCGCCGAAAUUACUUGGAUCGAUGGACUAGGUAACGUCCUCACCUCGGCCAUUGAGUACGUGAAAGAGCCAAUAACCGAUACCGGUCGAUUCACGGCAAAAUCAAUCUUGAAGUUGACUCCCAAAAAGGAGCAUCACAAUACGUCUUUCACCUGUCAGGCACAGAACACUGCCGACCGGACUUAUAGGUCCGUGAAGCUAAAGCUGGAGGUGAAAUAUGCACCGAAGGUGAGUGUCUCCGUUAUUGGAGGUGCGCUGUCUGGUGGUAGAAUACCGGAAGGUGCUGAGGUACGAUUAUCCUGCCGAGCGGAUGCAAAUCCCAGCGAAGUCACCUACAAAUGGUACAAGGCAGACGAACCAAUUCUGGGAGACUACACGACAGAGAUGGUGAUACACAACGUCUCGAAGGAGUACCACGAUGCCGUAAUCAAGUGCGAGGUGCACAACGCCGUCGGGAAGAGUGAGGAAAGCGAAAUACUGGACAUCAGCUACGGACCAACGUUUCGCACACGGCCACAGUCGGUGGAGACCGACAUUGACCGCAAGGUGACACUAACUUGCGAUGUCGACGGUAACCCACCGCCAGAAAUCAUCUGGGUCCACGAGGACACUAGCCGAAUCGUGUCCAACUCGGCCAACAUCACCCUCAUGGCGACACGCGAAACUGCCGGUAACUAUUACUGCAAGGCAAGCGUGCGUGGGUUCCCGGACAUUGAAGCUGCAGCUGCCAUCCACCUGAAGGGACCUCCGACAAUACGGUCACCACGCCAACAGUACGGCUCGGUUAACGAUAACUCCCAGAUCCAGUGCGAUGCCAUCUCGAUCCCGAAGGCGAAACAGGUGAUCUGGACGUACAACGGGUUGGAGGUGAACAGUGAGAACGAUCACACGAUCUUGGAGAACCCGUCGCCCGAAGGUGUACGGUCGACGCUGAUCAUCUCGAAAAGCCAGCGGCAACACUUUGGCGUGUACAACUGCACCGUGCUGAACGAGUACGGCAGCGACUCGCUCGAGAUCCAGUUCGCACCGAUGGAGUCAUCGUCGCUGCCGGUCGUGAUUCUCAUAGUGGUCGUCGUGUUCAUCACCAUCGUGUUCGUGCUGGUGGUGAGCCUGUGCUGUUGCGGCCAAAAGGGUAACAAGAAGCUGCCACCAGCUGAUGUGAUUACGGAUCAGCACUACAUGACGGAAAAGACGUGCAAAGAGAGUGAUCGUUCGUCGAACGUGAGCGAUCUGAAGAUUGAUCGGGACCACGAAUACUCGGAAACUUGCUCCGGUACGGACAGCAUCGCGACGCGCCUUGCGAUGAACGUGAUGGGUUCGUCUAGCGGAGGUAGCAACAACAGUGGUGGUGGUGUUCCUGUAAAUGGUGGUGGAGGUGUACCACUUGCCGGGCCCGUACGCAUUCCCAACGAUUAUAGAUAUUCGGGUGAUUACUCCGACGGUAUAGGGUCCACACUGCAGGCCAAGAUUGGCCAAAGCAAUGGUGGCUAUGUACCGUACGUAGACUACGCGCAGGACUACAACCUGCCAAUGCACAUAUCCAGCAAUGGUCAGCUACCAAACGGCAACCUUAGUCUGACGCGGAAUCGUGAGCUGCGUCAGGAUAAUGGUCUACCAAGCAUCCAGAACGGCAUGGGUUCGCUUUCGGCAGGACUGAUGAAUACGUCGCUGAUGAACGCACCCAGCAUAGAUCCGCGGUACAGCGCCACGUACGGUAAUCCUUACCUGCGCAGCAGCAGUACCCAUCUGCCACCGCUUCCACCGCCCAGCACGGCCAACCCGGCCCUCACACCGGCACCCCCACCGUACAGUGCCGGCCGGCAUCCGGCCAGUGCGCUGCUGAUGGGUGUCAACAUCGGUGUCAAUUCUGGCAGCGUCAUCGGUAUCGGGUCGAGCCUCACCAGCCCGGAAUCCAUACGCUCGACGAGUGCCGGCAGCGAACAACCCGGCACGAUACAGCAGCAGGCACAGCAACAAAGUGCGCAGGUGGCGGGUGGCCAAACCGGCAGCCCGGCACCGGGCCAGUUCAUACUUCCAGCGAACGGGGACAUACGCAAGGGUGCGCUCGCCACCCACGUCUAG